Perognathus longimembris pacificus (Pacific pocket mouse) is the source of this 1870-nucleotide messenger RNA. It is a transcript of the gene Depdc1b, whose product is annotated as DEP domain containing 1B. The record is from RefSeq and is a predicted model, not a curated record. Bases 37 to 1626 code for a protein of 529 amino acids. Gene Ontology annotation, biological process: positive regulation of Wnt signaling pathway; intracellular signal transduction. NCBI's taxonomy places the organism in Eukaryota, Metazoa, Chordata, Mammalia, Rodentia, Heteromyidae. The transcript has 11 exons.
GGCUGGCGGGGCCGCCCUGCGACCUGCGUGCGGGCCAUGGAGCACCGCAUCGUAGGGCCCGGGCCCUACCGGGCCACCAAGCUGUGGAAUGAAACUGUGGAGCUUUUCCGUGCCAGGAUGCCCUUGAGGAAGCAUCGCUGUCGAUUCAAGAGCUACGAGCAUUGCUUCACGGCCGCCGAGGCUGUGGACUGGCUGCAUGAGCUGCUGAGGUGCAGUCAGAACUUCGGCCCAGAAGUGACUCGCAAACAGACCGUCCAGCUGCUGAAAAAGUUCCUCAAGAAUCACGUUAUUGAAGACAUCAAGGGGAAAUGGGGCCAGGAAGACUUUGAAGACAACCGUCACUUAUACAGAUUUCCUCCUUCCUCGCCUCUGAAACCAUAUCCCAAAAAGCUCCCAUACCAAAAGGAUGUUAUUAAAUUUCCAGAAUGGAAUGACCCCCCACCAGGCACUUCACAAGAGAACAUCCCAGUGCGGCCCAUUGUGAUGAAUUCUGAGAUGUGGUUCAAGCGUCAUAGCAUUGCCAUUGGAGAGGUACCAGCCUGCCGGCUGGUCUACCGCAGACAGCUGACCGAGGCCAAUGUGGAAGAGAUAUGGAAGUCUAUGACAUUAUCAUAUUUACAGAAAGUCCUUGGCUUAGAUUCCUUAGAAGAAGUUUUAGACAUCAAACUUGUCAACUCCAAGUUCAUCGUCCAUAACGUCUAUAGCGUUAGCAAGCAGGGGGUUGUUAUUCUCGAUGACAAGUCAAAAGAACUUCCUCAUUGGGUACUGUCAGCUAUGAAGUGUUUGGCAAACUGGCCCAACUGUUCAGAUUUGAAGCAACCUAUGUACUUGGGCUUUGAAAAAGAUGUAUUUAAAACAAUAGCAGAUUAUUAUGGUCGCUUGAAAGAACCACUGCUUACCUUUCACCUUUUUGAUGCCUUUGUCAGUGUAUUAGGUUUGUUACAGAAAGAGAAGAUGGCAGUAGAAGCCUUUCAGAUUUGUUGCCUCCUCCUGCCCCCAGAGAACAGGAGAAAGCUCCAGCUGCUCAUGAGGAUGGUGACAAGGAUCUGCCUAAACAAAGACAUGCCACCGCUGUGUGAUGGCUUCGGCCCUCGGACGCUGAUGGUCCAGACAUUUUCCCGGUGUAUCUUGUGUUCUAAGGAUGAAGUAGACUUAGAUGAGUUAUUAGCUGCUAGGUUGGUGACAUUUCUGAUGGACAAUUACCAGGAGAUUCUGAAAGUCCCUUUGGCUUUGCAGACGUCCAUAGAGGAGCGCGUGGCUCACCUACGAAGAGUCCAGAUAAAAUACCCAGGAGCUGAUAUGGAUGUCACAUUAUCUGCUCCUUCAUUUUGCCGUCAAAUCAGCCCUGAGGAAUUUGAAUACCAGAGAGCAUACGGCUCUCAGGAACCGCUGGCUGCCUUGCUGGAGGAAGUCAUAGUGGAUGCCAAGCUCUCCAGCAAAGAGAGGAAGAAGAAACUGAAGCAGUUUCAGAAAUCCUAUCCUGAAGUCUACCAAGAACGAUUUCCUACACCAGAGAGUGAAGCACUUCUGUUUUCUGAAAAACGCAAACAGAGACCACAGCUGUUCAUGUGGGCCCUGAAAAAGCCGUUCCAGCCAUUUCAGAGGACUCGGAGUUUCCGGAUGUGAUAUGUCCACAGCAGCAGACCUGGAGAUUUGGGGGUUGUUGCUGAUGGAGCAAGUGGUAAAAGAAAGAAACUCACAAAAUAGAAACUACUGAAAUAGAGACAAUACAGAUGAUAGGACUUUUCAAAUGUUGAGCCAUUGUCAGUAUUUUGUUAAUUUUUAAAAUAAAACUCAAUGUCAUUUUUAAAGUUGUUUAAACCAAUAAAAUUACCAGCCAAAUAGAUAGUGGUCAUUGUUGACAGGUUUG